CCACUUUAGCCGGCGCUUCAGUCGCUUCUUCGUUACCCGCCACCAAACAUGCAUACGGAAACGUGCCCUCGACAUCCUGUCGUGUUCGAAUCAGACAUUGUGCGACUGACAGCAACUCGAUGCUAGAUACACUGACUCACUCCAGCCUACGUCAACCAUUCAGUACGAAGAGGCUCGUUCUAGGACCCGCACCAAUCAGAACAAGGUCCACCUCCAGCAGCGCGCAACAUCACAGCACUUGGUCGAGAAACCUCUCAAACUUCAGAGCCACGCCUAUUGCGCUACGCUGGUCUGCACAAAGGUCGCGCUGGGUGUUGUCGCUCUCUCGACCGCCUCUCUCUCUCGACUUCAGUCUCAUAAACCCCGGCCUCUCCGGCCCCAACAACCGACUCACCUCAUCCAGUUCCCACCCCGUUGCCAUUCCCCUGCCCGUGCCUUCCACCUCUCCAGACCCGGACCCAGAACCAGAACCCUUCGAUCUCCUUGAUCUGUCACUGGGGGUUGAAUGUGGCGUCCUGCCUUCCAUGGCCCGUCCCGUCACUCUCGUAGCUCUGCAUCAGCCGCGUGCGGAGUCAAGCUUGUGCCCGACCCAGUGGGGGUGGAACAAAGGGCUUGAACACGUGAGAUUGCACGCAGGGGUAGCAAUGGAACUGCUUCAUCAAGCUCGAACAAUCCAGCAAUGGAUGGUGGGUAGGAUUGUGGUGUCCGAGGCUUGCAAUGAGCUUCGAAGUAAAACUCGGUAUCAGAAUGCGUCGACCCCGAAAGACUCCUAACAACCUUCACCGGCUCCAUAUAGAUGUGCUUUCCCUGAACGUAAUCCAUAACCAAACACAACACAAACACCGAACCAAACAAGACCACACUGCCUGGUGGAAGUUCUCCGCAUCCACAUGCGCAUACGUAGGCCAGAACCUCCAGAAGAAUGCAAACAACACAUACGUCGAGCCGAUGCUAUUGACGAGCACAUCCCAUCUUCCCAAACUCCAUUGCGCACUGGGCACCAUCAACGACAGCCCGAGAGAGCUCCAGUCGCCGGCGUUGGAGAAGUCGGUGAAUACGUCUUUUGCUGUACGGUGCGGUGCCAGACACCACAGUGUUACGACGAC
Molecule: messenger RNA, 1106 nt
Organism: Macroventuria anomochaeta
Lineage: Eukaryota; Fungi; Ascomycota; Dothideomycetes; Pleosporales; Didymellaceae
Exons: 2
Coding region: 120-773 (217 amino acids)
Source: RefSeq, a predicted model, not a curated record